CAAGAGGUGGGGGUGCUAAACCAGUCCGGGAACCGUGUUACCGGAUUUAUUACCAGCUCUGGCCGUGGGGGAACAUUGAACAAACAUUUCGUCACCGCUAGGCUAGGGCCUGCUUUUCGCCAUAUUUUUCCAUGCUGGACACGUAUGCGUCUUAUCGCUAGAGCGCACCACCUCGUCAAUUCGACUGUUUCUAUAUCCCAGCGCUGCCUGAUUUGUUUCUGCCAAACCCGGCAUACUCACAACAUUCACAAUGGCCGCCGCUCCUACACUUGAUGCGCUGGUAGACUUCAGCCAGAAGAGUCUGCUGGUGUCUGCCUGCUCGAUCGCCUUCAAUCCUCUUGCCUGGAACAUUGUUGCGAGGCAGGAGUACCACAACAAAAUCCUGACACGGCUCUUCGGCGGCAACAGCAGGGCGGCAUGCUACUUUCUUGCCGUUGCCAUCUUCAGCUUUGGCAUUCUGCGAGACCUGUUGUACGAACGCGCGCUGCGGCACCAGCCAAUACACCCCGCCCUUGACACGGAUGCGACCACAUACGCAGGCUAUGCGCUGCUGGCGAUGGGUAACGUGCUCGUCAUUAGCUCAACAUGGGCGCUAGGCAUCACGGGCACCUUCCUCGGCGACUACUUUGGCAUCUUGAUGGACAGCAUGGUCACGGGAUUCCCCUUCAACGUCACGGACGCCCCCAUGUACUACGGCAGCACCAUGAGCUUCCUUGGCUCGUCGCUCGUCUACAGCAGGCCCGCUGGAGUGUUGCUCACAGCCUGGGUGUUCGUGGUGUACCAGAUUGCACUCUCUUACGAAAACCCAUUUACGGCAGGCAUCUACGCAAAGAGAGAGAGGGAGCGUGCCGCUGCCGCCGGGGACAAGAACGAGCUGAAGAAGCAGCGUUGAUGUCAUCGCGAGAGCCGCGUGCGGGGUGUGGGCCACUUGACCCGCCUGGCCCGCCUGUUGUUGGGUCGCGAUGGUUGGUGCUGAGGCGGUGGAUGGGGAGGAAGAGGGGAAAAGGUGAUCUUAUGAGGACCCUGAGAUGAUUUUGCGGGGUCAAUGGCGCUCGCGAGCGCCGCGAGUGCAUGAUGCCAGUUCCCGCUCGGUGUUUUUUUUUUUUUUUGCUUCUUCAAGUCUUGGAUUUUCCCAAUCGGCGGCUGGGAUGGCAUCCCGGGCAUUCCGGGAUACGGUACGAGGGGGCAGUUGAGCCUCAACGCGGCGUUUUGGAGCAUUUGAUACACUCGAUCUGGCAUUCAACUGUCAUUAAAAUGGUACUUAUUUACACAAUCUACCC
Molecule: messenger RNA, 1280 nt
Organism: Gaeumannomyces tritici R3-111a-1
Lineage: Eukaryota; Fungi; Ascomycota; Sordariomycetes; Magnaporthales; Magnaporthaceae
Product: methylene-fatty-acyl-phospholipid synthase
Exons: 5
Coding region: 251-892 (213 amino acids)
Biological process (GO): phosphatidylcholine biosynthetic process
Molecular function (GO): S-adenosylmethionine-dependent methyltransferase activity
Source: RefSeq, a predicted model, not a curated record